AUGAAGUUCCUUCUCCUGGUUUUGACUGUUGCCCUGCUCUUGGCCCAGGUCUCCCCAGUCAUGAAGUGCUGGGGCAGGACAGGCAGGUGCAGAGAAACAUGCAAAGACAGUGAAGUAUUCCACAUCCUGUGCAAAUCUGAUAUAAAAUGUUGCGUGAAUCCCAAGUACGUCCUUGGCUUCUGGCUUCAGGUAUUUUAG
Molecule: messenger RNA, 198 nt
Organism: Ochotona curzoniae (black-lipped pika)
Lineage: Eukaryota; Metazoa; Chordata; Mammalia; Lagomorpha; Ochotonidae
Gene: DEFB121
Product: defensin beta 121
Exons: 3
Coding region: 1-198 (65 amino acids)
Biological process (GO): innate immune response
Cellular component (GO): extracellular region
Source: RefSeq, a predicted model, not a curated record